CUUCUUGCAUAAAUUUUUGCAUAAUUUAAGUGAGCUCUGCUGUUGAGUCUGGUUUUACUUAUGGAGAACCAGUUCUAAUCAUUGUGUAUUUAGGGAAAGUUUGUAUUAAGCUUACAAGAAAGGCAGGUCUUGAAAAGUGUCCCUUCUCUUAAGGAAAGAGCAUUGUACAAGUAAGCUGACAUUACUCAGCCUGGUUCUCAUCUUUAACAUGCCCCUGAUCCUAAGGCCUGGGCCCCGGGCUGAUGCACAUGCAUGUUGUCGUUGCAGCUGAGAAGGAUGAGUUCUUGCAGCAACAUCUGUGGGUCCAGGCAGGCUCAGGCUGCUGCCGAGGGUGGGUACCAGCGCUACGGAGUCCGGUCUUACCUGCACCAGUUUUAUGAGGACUGCACCACCUCGAUCUGGGAGUAUGAGGAUGAUUUCCAGAUCCAGAGAUCACCUAACAGGUGGAGCUCAGUAUUCUGGAAGGUCGGACUCAUCUCCGGUACAGUCUUUGUGGUUCUCGGACUGACUGUUCUGGCUGUGGGCUUUCUUGUGCCCCCCAAAAUCGAAGCCUUUGGCGAAGCGGAUUUUGUGGUGGUUGACACACACGCCGUCCAGUUUAAUGGAGCCCUUGACAUGUGCAAGCUGGCGGGAGCCGUGCUCUUCUGCAUCGGGGGCACGUCCAUGGCAGGCUGCCUGCUGAUGUCAGUGUUUGCCAAAAGCUACUCCAAAGAAGAAAAAUUCCUGCAGCAAAAGUUUAAAGAGCGAAUCGCAGACAUCAAGGCCCAUGCCCAGCCCAUUACAAAAGCUCCGGGCCCCGGGGAAACAAAGAUACCAGUCACUUUGUCCAGGGUUCAAAAUGUCCAGCCGGUAUUGGCAACCUGAACCAUUUCCCCCACCCUCUCCUCUCUAA
This is a messenger RNA of Miniopterus natalensis, 892 nucleotides long. It is a transcript of the gene NRSN1, whose product is annotated as neurensin 1. NCBI's taxonomy places the organism in Eukaryota, Metazoa, Chordata, Mammalia, Chiroptera, Miniopteridae. Gene Ontology annotation, biological process: nervous system development. Gene Ontology annotation, cellular component: neuron projection; transport vesicle; neuronal cell body. The record is from RefSeq and is a predicted model, not a curated record.